AUGUAUCACGACUUGAAACAGUCUUUCUGGUGGAACGGGAUGAAGACUGACAUUGCAGACUUUGUGGCAUCGUGCUUGGUAUGUCAGAAGGCCAAGAUUGAACAUCAGCGACCAGGGGGUACACUGGAGUCAUUGGAUAUUCCUCAGUGGAAAUGGGACAGUGUAGCUAUGGAUUUCGUCACACACUUGCCAAAGUCUGUGAAGGGGCACGACUCAAUCUGGGUAAUAGUGGACAGGUUGACAAAGUGUGCUCACUUCCUUGCUAUUAAUCAAAAGUGGUCAAUGGACAGAUUGGCUGAGUUGUACGUGAGGGAAGUGGUCAGGUUGCAUGGUGUGCCGGCCAGUAUAGUGUCAGAUAGAGAUCCGAGAUUCACUUCUCGUUUUUGGCAGUCAUUACAGGCAGCGUUGGGGACUCAGUUGAGGAUGAGUUCUGCAUACCACCCUCAGACUGAUGGGCAGUCGGAGCGUACCAUUCAGUCCUUGGAGGAUCUGUUGAGGGCUUGUCAAACCUCUGAGAAGGUUAGGGCAAUCCAGGAGAGAAUGAGGGCUACACAGAGCAGACAAAAGUCCUAUGCAGACAAGAGGAGACGACCUCUAGAGUUCGAGGCUGGGGAUCAUGUAUUCCUCAGGGUGACACCAACGGCUGGUAUUAGGAGGGCCAUCAAAUCGAGGAAGUUAACCCCGAGGUUUGUUGGGCCUUAUCAAAUUCUGAGGAGAAUUGGCGUUGCAGCUUAUGAGAUAGCCUUGCCACUACACCUGACGAAUCUGUAUAACGUGUUCCACGUUUCCCAGUUGAGAAAAUAUGUUUUAGAUCCGUCACACGUACUGGAGUCGGAUGAUAUUCAGAUUCGGGAGGAUUUGACAGUAAGCACUGGGCCAGUGCGAAUUCUAGACUCACAGGUGAAACAGCUGCGGGGGAAGGAGAUUAAAACUGUGAAGGUGUUGUGGGAUGAGACUACCCAGGAGAUGACCUGGGAGAUGGAGGAUCGCAUGAAGCAAUCCUAUCCGUACUUAUUCCCUGGUUCGCUAGAUGCGGCGACAAGGCAAUCUCAUAAGGGCGACAAUGGCUUAACAAAUCUCGGAGUUAACUUUCUUGAUUUAAUGGCCCUUCCAAUGCCAACAGUAGGUGUUACUUUGAGGAACACAUGA
Molecule: messenger RNA, 1149 nt
Organism: Vigna unguiculata (cowpea)
Lineage: Eukaryota; Viridiplantae; Streptophyta; Magnoliopsida; Fabales; Fabaceae
Source: RefSeq, a predicted model, not a curated record